Molecule: messenger RNA, 2724 nt
Organism: Kazachstania africana CBS 2517
Lineage: Eukaryota; Fungi; Ascomycota; Saccharomycetes; Saccharomycetales; Saccharomycetaceae
Gene: NAM2
Product: leucine--tRNA ligase NAM2
Exons: 1
Coding region: 1-2724 (907 amino acids)
Biological process (GO): leucyl-tRNA aminoacylation; mitochondrial translation
Cellular component (GO): mitochondrion
Molecular function (GO): aminoacyl-tRNA deacylase activity; ATP binding; leucine-tRNA ligase activity
Source: RefSeq, a predicted model, not a curated record
AUGGCUUCCCCGAGUGCUGGGGUCUCAAGGAGUCGCAUCAAUGCACUUUCUAAGAGACUGAUCAAGUUAGGAGAGAAAUGGAAAACUACAACGCUCAAUGGGCCUGCCCUUUCCAUUGAUAAUAUCAAUUUGGUCCGUCACAGGCCCGAACGCAUGUACAUUCUCUCGAUGUUUCCAUACCCUUCUGGUAAUUUACACAUGGGACAUUUAAGGGUUUAUGUGAUAAGUGAUUCAUUGAAUAGAUUUUACAGACAGAGAGGCCAUAAGGUCAUACAUCCCAUGGGAUGGGAUGCAUUUGGGCUACCUGCUGAGAAUGCUGCAAUUGAAAGGGGCAUACACCCUAAUACAUGGACUAGGACUAACAUUAAGGCUAUGAAAGAGCAAAUGAAUAAUAUGCUGGGAAAUUUUGACUGGGAUAGAGAAAUUACUACUUGCGAUCCAGAAUAUUAUAAAUUUACCCAAUGGAUUUUCUUAAAGCUGUUCGAAAAUGGGCUAGCAUAUAGGAAAGAAGGUGAGAUAAAUUGGGAUCCCGUAGAUAAAACAGUGCUUGCGAACGAGCAAGUUGAUAUUAACGGGCGUUCUUGGAGGUCUGGUGCAUUAGUACAGAAAAAGCUUCUUAAUCAAUGGUAUUUGGGAAUUACCAAAUUUUCUAAAGAAUUGAGAAAUGAUUUAAAUUAUUUGAAGAAAUGGCCUAGUAAGGUAAAGGCAAUGCAACGAAAUUGGAUUGGUCAGUCAGAAAGAGCUAAUAUUAAAUUUGAUACGACAGAAGAAUUUUUGCCAUCGAUAUGGGUAUCUACGACAAGAGCAGAAACGAUUUUUUCUGUGCAAUAUGUCGUGCUGUCGUUGAAGCAUCCAAUUUCACAACAUUUCACAAAAUCUGAGAAGGCAUUGCAAGAAUUCAUACGCAAAUGUCCAACACUGCCUGAAGAUACUAAGGAGGGAUUCUUACUUCCCGGAAUUAAAGCUAUCAACCCUAUAACGAAAGAAGCAGUUCCAAUAUUUGUUGCACCCUAUGUUGUUGAGCCUUUCGAUGCUGACAAAAAGGAGGUGGGAGCAGCUGUGAUGGGUGUUCCAGCUCAUGAUAAGAGAGACUUUGCAUUUUGGAACAAAAAUAUGCCUAAUGAGCCAAUUAUUUCAUGCGUACAACCUAUUGAAAUAAUGGAUGGCAGUGUGGAAGUGGGGUCGGAGAUUUCGUUGCCAUUUGAGUCUUCAGAAGGUAUUUUAACAAGCGUCGCAGGGUCUUUUGCAGGAAUGUAUACUGAAAGAGCUAGAAAUGAGAUUACGGCGUUAUUAAAAUCUAAGAAUCAAGGGAAUUUUGAAGUCAAAUAUAGGUUAAGAGAUUGGCUCAUUAGUAGACAAAGGUACUGGGGUGCACCAAUUCCAAUUAUUUACUGCGACAACUGUGGGGCCGUUCCAGUGCCUGAAAAGGAUUUACCUGUGCUGCUUCCAGACGUGAAAGAAUUAUCUGGAAAGGGUGGAAACCCGUUAUCUAAAAUACCAGAAUUUAUAGAUACUAAAUGUCCCUCCUGUGGAGGUGACGCAAGAAGGGAAACAGACACCAUGGAUACAUUUAUUGAUAGUUCUUGGUAUUAUUUUAGAUAUUUAGACCCUCAUAACUCCACCUUGCCAUUCAAUUAUGAAAAGGCUUCAGAGGGAAUGCCAGUGGAUAUCUAUAUUGGUGGCGUUGAACAUGCAGUCUUACAUCUGUUAUAUUCUCGGUUCAUUACUAAGUUUUUAAACUCCAUCAAUGCCGUCGACCUGUCUAAAACUAAUGCAGAGCCCUUUCAUUAUUUAGUAACGCAAGGUAUGGUACAUGGAAAAACCUUUGUUGAUCCUCAAACUGGAAGAUUUCUGAAACCAGAAGAAGUCGAAGAGAAAGAUUCUGGUGUGAUUAUGAAGACUACAGGGGCGGCACCUUUAAUUUCGUAUGAAAAAAUGUCUAAAUCUAAAUAUAAUGGUGCAGAUCCAAAUGCUUGCAUUGCGAUGCACGGUCCUGACGCUACAAGAGCGCAUAUUCUAUUCCAAAGCCCUAUUGAAGAUGUGUUGCGCUGGGAUGAGGAAAAAAUUGUUGGAGUUGAGCGCUGGCUACAGAGAGUCAUAAAGCUAUCGCAGGACUUUAGUGCCUUUGGUACAUUCACCUCUGAUUUUGCUACCCCAGAGGAUAUGAAUGAGGAAGAGGUUAAGUUUCAUAAUGAUAUGCAGAAAUAUUUGGGAUCUGUUACAAAAUCUUUUGAGAAAUAUCUAUCCUUGAAUACUGUCAUUUCUGAUUAUAUGAAAAUCACUAAUCUAAUAGAAAAUGCCAAAAACAAGGAAAAAGUAAGUAAAGAAUUGUUAAUGCUAAAUUUAAGAAAGUUUAUUUCCAUCUUAUAUCCCAUUGUUCCAUCUAUAACGGAGGAAGCUGCUGAAAUAAUAAAAUCUAGUCAAAGUGGUUUGAAAAAUUGGAAUCACUACGAAUGGCCACAUAUAGAGAAAGUUACGGAGUGGAAGUAUAAGCACUACCAAGUGGUUAUCAAUGGGAGAGUGAAGUUCAUAUACACGGAUGAAAAGGACCUUUUUAAAAAAGGCAGAGAAUACGUUUAUGAGAGGUUACUCUUGGAUACGGAAGGUAAAAAAUAUCUGGCAAAUAGGACUUAUGACAAAAUGAUAUUGAAAUAUAAUGUCAUUAGUUUUGUUUUCAAAAAGAAGAAGAUGCCAAAACAAGACGAGAGGAAGAUUUACUUUUAG